Messenger RNA from Rubroshorea leprosula, 454 nucleotides. Lineage: Eukaryota; Viridiplantae; Streptophyta; Magnoliopsida; Malvales; Dipterocarpaceae. The record is from the annotation of a GenBank genome assembly.
UGCAUCCCUCCUUUGAUCAAUACAUAUAGCUUUCUCUCUUUCAGUUAUCAUGGCUAAGAGACAAUCUUUAGCCAGCAAACAUGGUUUCAUGGCUUCAACAAUGCUACUCUUCAGCCUUCUAAUGGCCAUCUUCUCCACCACAAGUGCCCAAAUUGGUGUUUGUUAUGGCAUGCUUGGCAACAACCUACCGACCCGCCCAGCUGUCAUAGCUCUCUAUAACCAAUACAACAUCAGAAGGAUGAGACUCUAUGAUCCGGAUCAAGCUGCGCUCCAAGCCCUCCGAGGCACCAACAUUGAGGUCAUGCUCGGCGUCCCCAACACUGAUCUCCAACGCAUUGCCGCCAGCCAGGACAAUGCCAACGCUUGGGUCCAAAACAACCGGACGGUGAGGUAAUAUCUACAACGUUGAAAUCUUAAUUUGAUUUUUUUAUUUUGAUAAAAUGUUUUUUUUCAA